AUGCACUCGCAUGAUAGAUAUCUCCUCUCCUUCUUCACCGCUUCAGACGAAACUCUUUUCUCUGAGAAAAAAAAACAAGAACUUAUCCGACCAAAGGAGAAGAUGCCUAAGGAGAGACGAGUAUUGUCAGUGACAAGCAACAGGACCAGAGUAUCACCAUACCCACUUCGCUCUUCAAGGACCAAGAAAGAGGAAGAACCUGAGUUACCUAUCCAGACAGAAGGCCCAACCCAAUGGGAAGAUGUCCGGUGUGUAAUCUGCCAGGAACCGCCACACAAUGCCGUCCUCUUGCGUUGCUCUUCCUCCUCCACUGGAUGCCGUGCUUACAUGUGCGACACGAGUGCUCGUCACACCAAUUGUUUCAAGCAGUACCGUGUAAAAAACAGGAACCGCAGAACCAAGGCCUUGAGCUGUCCUUACUGCAGAGGAGAGGUUUACGAGACGAUGAAAGUGUCUGGUGCAGUGAAAUAUAUGAACGCUAAACCGAGGUGUUGCACUUUCGAGGGCUGCGAAUUCUCGGGGAGUUAUUCACAGCUUAAGAGUCACUUGAAAGCUAAACACCCUGGUUUCACCGGAUAUGUGGUGGACGAGAGGAGACAUAGGGAGUGGGAGCUGAUGCAGAGAGCUGCAGAGUACAGAGAAGUGUUGGCUGCAGCUGGUAUUCCCCAUAGACCUGACGCUGUGACGCAAUACAGUCUUCCUCAAAAUCCGGUGACCGAGGUGAAUGGAGUAGUGCAUGGCCAUAUUCCAUACCCUCGUCCUCAAUACCGUUAUCCUCCUAAUCCGGUGGUUCGUAUCAGCCUUCAGCUUAGCCUUUCUUUGGGGGUCUCAUAG
Eruca vesicaria subsp. sativa (arugula) is the source of this 834-nucleotide messenger RNA. The record is from the annotation of a GenBank genome assembly. NCBI's taxonomy places the organism in Eukaryota, Viridiplantae, Streptophyta, Magnoliopsida, Brassicales, Brassicaceae.